AAGAAGUUGCACCAAUGACCUCCAGUUCAAACGCUACGCAGACAUUUUGGACUAAAGAUAUAAAGGUAGCAAGAGAGGCCUAUUCCACAAUAAAAGGCGACCAAGCUCAAGAUUUUCUUAAAGAAUGGAGAAAAGUCCAGGAUAACACAAAGGAGGGACCUCGAGAUUCUGUUCUAGAGGAUGAAGAACUGUUGGAUAUUAUCGAGGAAGUUGAAAAUGCAGAAGAAGUUCAAAACGUUGUCAGACGAGCACCAAGAGGACCACAGGACAUGCAUAAAACGUCGAGGAAUUUAAGAAGACUCGUAUCAAGAGACGAUGUUGACGAAAACAUUGCAGAAAAACAAGAAAUGAAUUUACAACAUAUUCUUAGAAAUUUACAGACAUACUACACACAGCAAUCUAAAGAGAAAACCCGCCAACCCCAUGUUGAAACAAUCUUUAGCAAACCUCAAAAACCUAGUCCCAAACCAAAGAAAAGCAUUCGAGAAUUUCAUGUCGUUGAAACAGAAAAUCCACAUCAUACUUCAGUUGUUCGAGUCGAAUCAUUCGAUGAGAGUUCAAACAAAUACUCCGUGAAAACUGAAAGCGGGGUGUAA
This is a messenger RNA of Dendronephthya gigantea, 596 nucleotides long. RefSeq lists its product as uncharacterized. The transcript has 5 exons. Lineage: Eukaryota; Metazoa; Cnidaria; Anthozoa; Malacalcyonacea; Nephtheidae. The coding region runs from base 15 to 596 and encodes 193 amino acids. The record is from RefSeq and is a predicted model, not a curated record.